CCCCCGACGGAUGCCCCCUGCUGAGGUGGGACCAUGGGAGCCUUAACCAGCAGGCAGAACGCCGGCGUGGAAGAGGUGGACGUCCCUUCUAAUGCCAUCUACAGAUAUCCUCCUAAAUCCGGAAGCUAUUUUGCCAGUCACUUCAUCAUGGGAGGUGAGAAGUUUGAUUCUACAUACCCCGAGGGCUACCUCUUUGGAGAGAACACCGACCUCAACUUCCUUGGGAACAGACCAGUAGCGUUUCCAUAUGCUGCCCCACCACCCCAGGAACCAGUGAAGACACUGAGAAGUCUGAUCAACGUUCGCAAGGACACAUUACGCCUAGUCAAAUGCACCGAGGAAGUGAAGACUCCAGGAGAGGAAGUCAGCAAAGCGAAAAUCCGUUACAAUGUGGAGUUCACAUUUGACUCUGAUGCCCGUGUGGCUAUAACCAUCUAUUAUCAGGCUACUGAGGAAUUCCAGAAUGGGACAGUGAGCUACAUCCCCAAAGACAACAGUUUACAGUCUGAGACCGUCCGUUACAAGCGAGGAGUUUGCCAGCAGUUCUGUCUCCCCUCUCAUACAGUUGAUCCCUCAGAAUGGACAGAAGAGGAGCUGAGCUUUGAUCUAGACCGUGAAGUAUACCCCAUGGUGGUACUUGCAGUGGUGGACGAGGGAGACGAGCAUAUGGGUCACUGCCAUGUGCUGCUGGCUACUUUUGAGAAGCAUGCUGAUGGAAGCUUUUGUGUAAAACCCCUAAAACAGAAACAAGUGGUGGAUGGUGUGAGCUACCUGCUUCAGGAAAUCUAUGGAAUAGAAAACAAAUACAACACACAAGAUUCCAAGGUGGCAGAGGACGAGGUGAGCGACAACAGUGCAGAAUGUGUGGUCUGCCUCUCGGAUGUCCGGGAUACACUGAUCCUACCGUGCCGCCAUCUAUGCCUCUGCAACACAUGUGCUGAUACACUUCGUUAUCAAGCCAACAACUGCCCCAUCUGCAGGCUACCAUUUCGAGCCUUGCUACAGAUCCGAGCGAUGAGAAAAAAACUUGGACCCCUUUCCCCUACCAGCUUCAACCCUAUCAUCGCGUCCCAAACGUCUGACUCAGAAGAACACUCGUCUUCAGAGAAUAUCCCUCCUGGCUAUGAGGUGGUCUCCCUCCUGGAAGCCCUUAACGGGCCUCUCACUCCAUCCCCAGCGGCCCUUCCAGUCCACGUUCUCGGGGACAGCCACGUUUCGGGCAUGCUGCCCUCAUAUGGCAGUGACGGCCACCUGCCUCCCAUGAGGACACUCUCCCCCCUUGACCAUUUGUCGGAUUGUGGUGGCCAAGGACUCAAGCUGAAGAAAAGCCUUUCCAAAUCAGUCUCCCAGAAUUCCUCUGUACUUCAUGAAGAAGAAGAUGAGAAGUCCUGCAGCGAAUCUGAAAUCAGGAUCUCCAGGAGAAAGUCUCCUCGUCAUCAUGAAGAGGAAUGUGGUGUAACUCCUGAGAGUGAAAACCUUACGUUAUCCUCAUCAGGUGCAAUAGACCAGUCUUCGUGUACAGGGACACCUCUUUCUUCUACCAUCUCUUCCCCAGAAGGUCCUGUCAGCAGUAGUCUGGCACAGUCGGUCAUGUCGAUGGCCUCCUCCCAAAGCCAGCACUCCGAGAUCAGCACUGACACCAUGUCUUCUAUGUCUGGCUCAUAUGUGGCUCCUGGCACUGAGGAAGAGGGGGACAUGAUCCCUUCCCCCGCUGUUGCCAGUGGGAUACCAUCAGAAGGAGAUUCAACUCCUGUUGAAUCUCCAGAUGCAAAUUUUGUUAGUAUUUCAGCAGAGGAGCGAGACGUUGAGGGGAAUGAUGUCAUGGAGGAGGAGGAUGGCUCCCCCACACAGGAAGACGGCCAAAGGACAGGCGCAUUCCUAGGUAUGGAGUGUGACAAUAACAAUGACAUUGGCAACGCAAGCGUGAAAGCUCUGGACAAUAAGCUGUGCUCUGAGGCCUGCUUACCUGGUGUCCAGAAAUCAGACGGUAAUGCUCUGAAUCACAGCCAGACCUGGAGGUGUCACCUGUCUGCCAGCAGCAUCAACCAGGAACGUGAUGAAGUUAUGCAGUGCAUGCUGGGACCUCUGUGUCCUCUAUGAUGUCACAUUGUACAAAGAAGGAAAAGCACUU
Messenger RNA from Euleptes europaea (tarantolino), 2131 nucleotides. RefSeq names its product ring finger protein 157 (gene RNF157). Gene Ontology annotation, molecular function: ubiquitin protein ligase activity. Bases 34 to 2100 code for a protein of 688 amino acids. Lineage: Eukaryota; Metazoa; Chordata; Lepidosauria; Squamata; Sphaerodactylidae. The record is from RefSeq and is a predicted model, not a curated record. Gene Ontology annotation, cellular component: cytoplasm. The transcript is spliced from 19 exons. Gene Ontology annotation, biological process: protein ubiquitination.